GGGGCUCGCAGCACUCGCUCACACUGUGGAUUUGGCGCAUGCGCACUGUAUGCGGUGUGUGUGCGCUCAUUGUGUGUGUGUGUGUUUGUGUAUGUGAACUGCCGGCGAGCCUAAAAACAUUACCGAGCAGAGGGAAUGUCUGGUAGGUCAGUGCGCGCCGAGACCCGGAGCAGAGCCAAAGAUGACAUCAAACGAGUUAUGGGCGCUAUUGAGAAAGUACGAAAAUGGGAGAAAAAAUGGGUGACGGUUGGAGACACUUCACUGCGUAUCUUCAAAUGGGUUCCAGUGACUGAACCAAAGUCAGACGAUAAAAAGAAAAAGAAGGGCAGAGAGGAGAAAUAUGGAUCAGAGGUGACGACUCCAGAGAACAGUUCCUCUCCUGGAAUGAUGGACAUGCACGAUGAGAACAGUAAUCAGAGCUCAAUAGCUGAUUCCUCUCCGGUGAAGAUGGAGAACAGCUGUAGCACGAGCCCGACACCAGAGGCCACUGCUGCCGCUCACGCUGAUGGAAACAAGUGCAAGGCAGAACACACGCCAUCCCCUGACAAAGGUAACUGUAACUCCACCCCUUCAGAGACCUCAACAAGCAAAAAAGAUACUCCGUUAUCAGGGGAGAAGGAGUCCCCAUCAGACACCUCGACAAACACUCAGGAAAGUGAAGAUGGUUCACCACCCACAAAGAAAAGUAAAGUGGAAUCAUCUUCUCAGGACUUAGAUAACUAAAGCUGACUAGUUAUCUAGCCCACGGUUUAAUCACGUCACUGUCACAAACCAAUGAGGAAACCCCACCCACUAGACUUUCCCGAUCUUCAAAGACAGCUUCACCUUCUUCUUCAUCUUCUCACCUGGAGCGAACGUUUGCAGACGUCACUGUGCCAGUGAACCGAGGUUGAUGACAAACACUGACCUGAUCCUGUGAGAAACCUGCAGCCUCGCUCCAUCCCGUUCAUGCACGAUCUACAGCGUUAGUUUAACAGUAACCAGAGUGAAUGCACUGCAUAGAUUUGUCAAGAUAAAAGAUGGAUUUGCUGCUGUGAUCUUCUUUGUUUUACAUUUUUUGUAAUAUUUAUUUAAAUUACUCUACUAGUUGGUUUUUCUAACUACUUUGCAGAUUGCUGUAUGGUUAUAGUGCAGGUGUUUGGUUUGUUUAUAGAUUCUCUACUGGUUUGUGUGCCUUCUGGCUCCAUGAUGUGUGCUUUUUGUUAUUUUUUUUUUUUUUGUUAUUCGUCAAAAUGACUCUAUAUAUACCUCAAUUCCAAACCAGCUGAGCUGGAACUUGAUUCUUGAUUGAUGGACAAUAAAUCCAAUUCACUAAACACAAUCUGACAGUUUUAAAAUGAUGUCAUUUUCAACAAUAAAUCCACUCUGAUUCCAAUCUGAUGUAGCAACGUACAAGGAACUCACAAUGAAAUAGUCUAGAUACAUUGGGACUGUGUUUUCUUGAAAGGAUUUUGUCUUAUACAGUGGAUUAAUUUUGGUUUUAUUUAUUUCAUCAUUAGUGCUUGUUUUUAGAAUAUUCAGUUUGUUUUAAUAAAAAAUGUUAACUGAG
Carassius gibelio (silver crucian carp) is the source of this 1549-nucleotide messenger RNA. RefSeq names its product B-cell CLL/lymphoma 7 protein family member A. Lineage: Eukaryota; Metazoa; Chordata; Actinopteri; Cypriniformes; Cyprinidae. The coding region runs from base 136 to 723 and encodes 195 amino acids. The transcript is spliced from 6 exons. The record is from RefSeq and is a predicted model, not a curated record.